GCGUAAAACCCUGGCAACGUCUCCAGAGCGCAAGCGAAGCACAGGGAGGAAGCAUCGCCACCCGAAACCAUAAUAGUUAACCUGAUCGUGAACACCUCACUCAUCUUAAAUCUCCACACCGAGGGGAGGAGAGAAGCAGGAGGAUAUCUGGUGGGAGGACAACGCAACACCGGCAGACCGGAUGGGAUUUCCAUGCCGACUUCAUCAAGAAUAGGAAGGAAUUAGAGUGGAGAUUAACAAAGUGGCAACAAACUAAAUAACUUAAAAACGGGAAAUCAAACUGAUAGUGGAGCGGUUAUUUGGAGAGCAUGAUGCGCGGCGCCUGGAGCGUUUUCACAUCAAAGACACCAAACCUAUCCACGUUUUACCGCGGACGAACUCUCCGAGGAAACUGAAAGAAAAGUGAAGCAGCUGAUCCAGAUUUAACCAGCUGCUGUAACCUGUCAGUGUCUGGCUGCUGGUCCCUGGACCUCAGAUGGGGAACUGUUUUCUGCAAGCUCCUCUCCAGUGAUGUAAUGGAUGGUAACCCCACCUUAACUUAACCAAGUGUGCAGAACUUUAUAAACUCGAUGAAAAAUGACUGAUGCGUCCUACGUGAUAAGAUGUCUAGAAUGGAAGACACUAAUUCUUCUUUAAAAGACUAAUUAUAUAAGUGAUUGGAUAUUUGUCUCACAAUGCUCAGAGACUCUUAGUUUCUCCUCAAACAUGGAGAACGUGUCCUUGCACGGCGGUGCGCCGCCAGUGUGCAACGACUCCGUGGACUUCUACUCCCUCACAUCUGGCAACCGCAGCGACCUGAACUGCACUCCUCCCUCGGAGUUCUACUUCUACGCUGACCUUUACGUCAUUUUGCCCGUCAUCUACUCUGUGAUCUGCGCAGUGGGACUGACGGGCAACACUGCUGUCAUCUAUGUGAUCCUCAAAGCCCCCAAGAUGAAAACAGUCACCAACAUGUUCAUCCUGAACUUGGCCAUCGCCGACGAUUUGUUCACUUUGGUGCUGCCAAUCAACAUCGCCGAACACUUGCUACACUACUGGCCUUUCGGUGAGGUUUUGUGCAAAGUCAUCCUCAGCAUAGACCACUACAACAUCUUCUCCAGCAUCUAUUUCCUGACAGUAAUGAGCAUCGACCGAUACCUGGUGGUUUGGGCCACAGUGAGGUCAAAGCGCAUGCCUUACCGUACCUACCGAGCAGCCAAGAUCAUCUCCUUCUGCGUCUGGGUCCUCGUGAUCCUCAUCGUCAUGCCUUUUACUGUUUUUGCCAGCGUCUAUGUGAACCCGAACGAUGGGAGGAAGAGCUGCGUGCUGAGCUUCCCCAGCCCUGAAAGUUUGUGGUUUAAAGCCAGCCGGAUCUACACACUGAUCCUGGGCUUCGCCAUCCCGGUCUCCACCAUCUGUAUCUUAUACACCAUGAUGCUCUACAAGCUGCGAAACAUGCGGCUCAACAGCAACGCCAAGGCACUGGACAAGGCCAAGAAGAAAGUCACCAUCAUGGUGUUUAUCGUCUUGGCCGUGUGCUUGUUCUGCUGGACGCCGUUCCACCUCAGCACCAUCGUGGCUCUGACGACAGACCUGAGGACCACGCCGCUCCUGAUCGGGAUCUCCUAUUUCAUAACCAGCCUGAGCUAUGCCAACUCCUGCCUCAACCCGUUCCUCUAUGCCUUCCUGGAUGACAGUUUCAGGAAAGCUUUUAAGAAAAUGUUGGAAUGUAGACCAGCCUGAAUGUGUGAAGGUCUACAGAGACUUACUGAGUGAGGAUGGAAUGGAAUGAAAAAAGAAAAAAAUUGACAAAUCUUAAUUCUCAAUGUAUUGAUUUGAGUGUUUUUUUGGUUAAAGCUGCACGAGGCAUCUUUGCACAUAGUUUGCACAUGAUUACAAUAGAUAUCUCUCUUUUAUUUAUCUGCAAUAUGUAGAAAACAAGUAAAAUUAUGCCUGUAGAUGGCACACAACAUUCUUAAUGUGAGAAAACUCAUACUACAGUAAACCAAAGUGAUAAAAAAAAGUAAAACAUCAGAACAUUUAUUCACUCGAAACACUUUAAAUGAAUCACUUCCUCUGAUGAGGGACAGGAUGGUUUUCUUUGGCACAGCUGGACUGUUUGCAUUAUUAUAAUAUUUGCCUAGUGCAGCAUUUUAUGGGUCUGAGAACACAGUGAGAGAGAACACUGGAGGUGGAUAAAAAUGGGCAAUAUUGCUUCCAAUAGGGAACGAUAAAGGUUGACAUACAGGACCAACAGAGGUAUCUGGAAAAUAACAAAAGUCAACUGCUCAUUCUACUGUAUGAGCAGAAGUGUAUCUUAAGAACUGGCCAUGAAAUCUGAUUGUUUUCCAGUUUAAGAGCGCAAUUAAAAUGACAGACUUUUUUCCACGACGAGGAGGAAUCUAAUUACGAGGCAGUGACCUGAGAUGGGUCAAUGCGAACAGGGAUGACCUUCACUGGACUCAGAGGGACAAAACAUCUGCUGCGUGGAGAAAAGGCAGUUCAGCACGGUGUCAUUGAUUUGCAUGCUGUCAAUCAAAUCAACGUCAUGAGACUAGUCAGGGUUGGAGGGUAACAGAAGGCACAUCAGGGGACUCCAGGUGUUACAAAUACUCUAAACUUGUGGGAUGGCUUGAGAAAUAUUGUGUAUUUCAUGUAUGCAAACACUAAAUCUGCCUUCAAUGAUGAUGUGUUUUGAGCAAAGUCAUCUUCAAGUCACCAAUUUGUGGAUUACUUAAAGUUCUGUUUUUUUUUCUUCAGGUUACAGAUUUGCAAAAUAUGACUAUGGGCGCUUUAAAUGAUGGCACUGUUUGCAUACAUAUUAUUUUUCCAGAAUGUACACGCACCACUUAAGAAAUAAAAAAAGGACCUUACCAACCCUGACAACUGUACUGUAGGCCUGACAGGGACAGGCAUGGGACAGGAGGGCUAUGUAAAAAAUGCAAUCUGCAUUUCUCUUUACGUCUUCAUUUUUUUGGUGAGCUUUUGUCGCCCCCUGUUGUCAACAGGGUGGUGUUACCCAGAAGAUGCAGCCAGAGCCAUUUACUGUACAGUUUGUGCAAAGACACGACUGAGAGGAGUUACACAGUUACACACAGCUUCUGUCUGUUAUUUAGAAUCAUAAUGUACACGUUCUUUCACUUUGUGGAUUUUUUGUGAACAACAUCUUUGGUAUUUGACUUAAACCCCAUGCUGAAGUUAAUUUUCACAUUAUAGAUAUAUUUUUUUUAUCUAAUGAGAUUCACAACCAUGCUGUGCAUGUGUGGCAUCUAUCUUCUCCCUCUGUUCUUGUUUUUUGAUGUAUGAUUUCAUAGUUUUCACUAACAUUACUAUGUAAUGUGCUUGGAGCUUCUCCCAGGUGCUUGAAAAUUGCACACAAAAGAAAGUUUAUUUACAGCAGAGUUGUAACAAUAUUUUGAGACUGAUGGAGAGUUUAUACCUUUUUCCCCCCCAGGACAUUUUUCUUUAAUUUAUUAAUUAAUUAAAUGAAUUCACUGAUUGUACGUGAUACUCAUUUUAAAACUGUACUAUUCUCUCAAACACUAGUGUCAGUGUGUGUAAUUUUACACACAAUUCUUCAAAAUGCAGCCUAUGAAUUUGGUAUCUUAAAUAAUUUGAGAUCUCUGGAGUUCCGAGGCAUGACCAAACACAAGUUUACAAAGAGAGGAUUAACAGUUUGACAAAGGACCUGAUCUGUCAUUAAGACACGAGGACAUGUUGCUCAGUGACUCCUAAUCUGUUCUAUUUAAUAUGGUCAAGUGGCCGCAUGGCCACAUAAUGUAACAAAAUCAUCUAACCAUCAAAGCCAGUAUUUAAAUUCAAAUAAGACGACUGUUUCAAACAGGACACCAUUGUCCAACAACAUUGGUCUCCUGGGUCAAAGUCAUUCGCCCAAUAUUAACAGACAUUAUUAUUCAGAUUCAGAGAUUAUUCACCGCUCGCUCUUUGAUCUUUGCUACGUAGAGUUCAACUGUGGUGAACUUCGGCCGGCCAAUGCUGCCUUGGCAACACGGCUAGAUUCACAGAUGUGCAACCGUGCCUUUAAUGUGCUGUAAUAAUUAAUUAUUAUUAAAAAGGCCUCUCGAGGUCACUGCUUAGCUACAAAUGUAAAUAUGGGCUGUGAUAUAUAGUGGUUAUUUUGGGGGUGGGGACUGUCAGGCAUAAGAGGCUGCAAAGGUCUUCUUGUGCUCAUUAAUCCUGCAUUUCUCUUCUGUUUCUGUCUGUUAUCACAUUAACCUUCUGUACUGUUAAAUUGUACAACACUGCAAACACUUUACUUAUUGUAGAGCCUUUUUCAUUUUACACUCUGCUAUUUUAAAUGUAAGUGAUGCCACAUGCUGCCAGUGUAACUCCUCUCAGUAGUGGGUAUAAAUGAGCUGCUGUAGGUGAAAUCUUGCAGCAGCAGUUGUGAACUUGUGAAAAAAAAUGAUAUUCUACAAAAGGCUUCGUCUUUUAUGGGUCUGACUGCAAUGACAGAAGCUAUUCUAUAUGUCUUGCUGUAAAUAGUUAUUUUUUUGCCAUUUAACUGUAUAGUCAUCGAAAUGAAAAGUCUAAUAUUCUUCAUAAGAAAAACCUGUGUGAAACAAAUAAGAAAUAAUAUAAAAUCUGAGUUCUGAAUAGUUGUCUUUAUGCAGCCUGUAAUUAAGAAUCACGACAUCUCAUGCCAUUUAUUUAUCUUUCAUGUCUGUCAAUACCUGUUAAUUAUUUGAUAAAUAUAAGUUUAUUCCCA
Centropristis striata (black sea bass) is the source of this 4708-nucleotide messenger RNA. RefSeq names its product neuropeptides B/W receptor 2b (gene npbwr2b). The transcript is spliced from 2 exons. Gene Ontology annotation, biological process: neuropeptide signaling pathway. Gene Ontology annotation, cellular component: membrane; neuron projection. The coding region runs from base 706 to 1722 and encodes 338 amino acids. Lineage: Eukaryota; Metazoa; Chordata; Actinopteri; Perciformes; Serranidae. Gene Ontology annotation, molecular function: neuropeptide receptor activity; neuropeptide binding. The record is from RefSeq and is a predicted model, not a curated record.